This is a messenger RNA of Mycena citricolor, 1685 nucleotides long. The record is from the annotation of a GenBank genome assembly. NCBI's taxonomy places the organism in Eukaryota, Fungi, Basidiomycota, Agaricomycetes, Agaricales, Mycenaceae.
AUGAUUCCAGAGUUGGGACGAGAUGGUCGCGUCAGACAACUUGAAGAAGAUAGUUUGGCGAGUGGCAGUGUAACCGUCACAUGUGCAGGUGACGCGUACGCACGCGUCGCACUCUCUCUCAAUUCCUCUACUUACAUACAGUCUGGUUAUUCACCCUUGAUUCUUGCGGUCAUGGAAGAAAUCGGAAUCGAACUGCAGAAACAGGAACCUACUUUUGAAUCCGUGGUCACCGAGAAAGUGGCGCUCUUCCAGGAAUUACAGGAGGAAGAUCUGUACAUCAAGUACAAGAAGCUCUCCCGCCAUCUUGAGAUGCUUGAGAUACAAGAAGGAUACAUCAAGGAUGAGCAAGCGAACUUGAAGCGUGAACUUAUCCGCGCGCAAGAGGAAGUGAAACGCAUUCAGUCCGUUCCCUUGGUCAUUGGACAAUUCUUGGAGCCUAUUGAUCAGCACACCGGUAUCGUUGGAUCGACCACUGGUUCCAACUAUGUCGUACGCAUCCUGUCAACAUUGGACCGAGAAUUGUUGAAGCCUUCCUCCUCGGUCGCUCUCCAUCGGCAUUCCAAUGCGCUUGUCGACAUUCUACCACCAGAAGCCGAUUCUUCUAUUUCUAUGUUAGGAAAAGAGGAGAAGCCAGAUGUUGGGUAUCAUGAUGUUGGUGGGAUGGACUCACAGAAGCAAGAGAUCCGGGAGGCCGUCGAGCUGCCUUUGACACACUUCGACCUAUACAAGAAAAUCGGUAUCGACCCACCGCGUGGCGUUCUUCUGUACGGUCCUCCAGGCACGGGAAAAACAAUGCUUGUCAAAGCUGUUGCACACCACACUACAGCUUCUUUCAUUCGAGUUGUUGGCAGUGAAUUCGUGCAAAAGUAUUUGGGAGAAGGCCCUCGUAUGGUUCGCGACGUCUUCCGCCUGGCUCGAGAAAACGCCCCGGCCAUCAUCUUCAUUGAUGAGAUCGACGCUAUUGCCACAAAGCGGUUCGACGCACAGACUGGUGCCGACCGAGAAGUGCAGCGCAUUCUGCUCGAGCUGCUGAAUCAGAUGGAUGGUUUUGACCAAGGGAGCAACGUCAAAGUCAUCAUGGCUACAAACCGAGCGGACACAUUGGACCCAGCACUGCUCCGGCCAGGUCGAUUAGACAGAAAGAUUGAAUUUCCUCUUCCAUCACGUCGAGAGAAACGACUCAUCUUCCAAACGGUCACAAGUAAGAUGAACUUGGGCCCCGAUGUUGACCUCGAAGACUAUGUGUCGCGACCUGAUCGGCUAUCCUCUGCUGAGAUAGCAUCUAUCGCACAAGCUGCUGGACUUCAAGGCAACUGUCCGCAAAAAUCGUUACGUAAUAUUGCCGGUGGAUUUCGAAGAAGCUUGGAAGGUAACAAACCGUCAAGCGUGGCGAUGAAACUCACGAAUUCUACCGGUAAUAAGUACUUACUUGUCUUGUCUUCGCAGUUUCAACCAUCUUUCUCUACUAUCUCGCGUGAUUUUCUUCUCCGCUCCUACACUUUGCGUCCCUUCUCGUUCAGUCGAAGCGGCGAUCAUUCAGGGGAGCAAUAUGACAUGCAGACUACGGUCCGGUCUCGCAUUUUCAUAGUCCAGUCCACAUUUGUUUUGGUAUGAUAGGGUUGGCUCCCAUGCGAGGGAAAAAUAUCUGUUCCUGUAUGUUUUUCUCUCUUGAAUACAUCUUUUUU